AUGACUCUCGAGGACAUCUACAACACCCUUACCAGGCUCGACUUCAUCCGUCUACCCUUCGCCGCACCCGAACAGCCCGCUCGACCACGCUUAUUGCCCGGACAAAGCUUGCGAUAUCCGCCUUCGACAUCACGCCGCCGUGCGACGGCUAUGCGCCGUACACAGACGACUUCCGCACUCGGUUCUACGUCCGUAUCUACACCGCCUCCUCCCAUUCCCAUGCCACAACUUCUGCCGAUUUCGACGGUUACGACCACGACCACGGCGGCGGCCAUCCAGACUAAUACGUCGACGGCCGCUCAUGGUGCUUUAGCACCUACAACGUCAACUACAUCGGGUAUGACGGCGCAUCACGGAGCACAGACCACACCGCCUUUCGUUCCGCCCAGACGGUACGAUAUCGUCUGGGACCCGGCCGUCGUAAGGGAGCACCUGGAGAAGUGGGAGGCCAAAGGCUACCUCAAGAUUCAUCCGGAAAAGCUGAGGUGGACGCCGUGGAUUACGACGAGGACGGGUACGGGGGUGGAUGUCAAGGAGGAGGAGAGGGAGAUGGCGCCGGAUGGGAAGCCGGUGGUUGAGGGGCUGGUGUGGUGGCCGAAGGAUCCGACGCCGGAGCCUGAACCUGAGCCCGAGGAGGAAGAGGAGGUGCAUGAGGUGGUGCAUGAGGUGGAGAGGCCGAGGGUUAGGACUCGGAGGUCGACGAGGCAGGAAACGCAUGAUGUCGAUGAACCCGAGGCCGGUCCUUCUAACACCACCAACACCACCACACCCCGCCCACGACGACGCGUCUCAACACGACAACACGAUCCAGAGCCCGAAACACCAGUUGAGGACGUCACGCCUCGACCGAGGCGGAGGGCGUCGACACGCGCUACGGAUGAGGCUGAGACGCCGGUCCAGACGAAGAUGAAGAGCCCGGAGGUGCAGAGUGUGCGGAGGCUGAGGUCUACGGCUGGGACGCACGACGAUGAGCUGCCGGCUGUCUAUCCGUUGCCUGUUACCGCGUCGAGGCCGCGCAAUCGCGAGCGGGAACGCGAUCGGGACCGGAAUCGCAAGCGCGAUCGUAAACGCGGCCGCAAGUCAGCCUCAACUGCGACUGCGACUGCCAAUGCGGUUGCCGAUGCGAAUGUGGAUGUGGAAGAAGAUGCCCAGCCGGCCGCAAGCGUCAGCCCGAACAAGUCUACGCGCACACGGCGACCUCUGGCUCAAGCUCAAGUCGAAGAAACCGCCCCGGUCCCCGUCCCCGAUUCCCUCCCUGCUCCUCCCGAACCCUCGUCAUCACUGUCAUUGCGGAGAAGACCAAGCAGGAAGGCGCUCGAGGCACAGGUCCAGGUGCAGGAGAAGGAGAAGGAGAAAGAGGCAGCGGCGGACGCGCGGAAGAAAAGGAAGCCCGGUCAACGCGAACGGGAGAGGGAAAGGGAACGCGAGCGGAACCGGGCGGCUGCGGCGGCUGUGGUUGAGGUUGAACCGAGUGAGCCGCCUACACCGCGCAAACCUCGGAAUCGCAGGGGUGAUGAGGCGGCGCAGAAGCCGGUGGGUACGAGGCGCUCAUCGAGGCGCGGUCCGCAGGAGGAUGCAGAGCCUGCACCCGAACCCGAGCCUGAAGCUGAAGCUGAGGACGAUCCCGCGCCCGAGGAUGGAGACAAGCCCGCUUUAGGUCCUGAUACGCCGACCUACAUGUUACAGCCGCGCCGAGGCGACGGGCGCUUCACGAAGUCGACAGAUAGUUCCCCAAAGAAGCGCUCACGAUCACAAAAGUCCCAGCCCCAGCCUCAAUCCCAGCCCCAGCGACGGCGUACCGCACCUGCUACACCAUCAUCGCGCAAACGACCACGACGUUCGAGCGCGAAGGACGACGACGAGUUCGAGGUGGACGAUCAUGUCAGCGACGACGAGGACGAGGACGAUUCGUUACCCGCUUCGCCGCGGAAAUCGAGGGCGAGAGCGCGCGCUUCGCGGUCAAGGAAGAGGAAUGCGGAUGACUCCGACGAGUACGACGAGUACGAUGAGUCGGGGCGGGUGGAGGACUUCAUUGUUGAUGAUGAUGAGGUCGAAGAGGUCGAAACGCCUCCGGCUUCUCUGCGCAAGAAAAACUCGAAACGUCGUGCGAAGAGCAGGGUCGCGGAUAGUUCGGAUGUUGAGGUUCAAGCGCCGCCGCCUUUGUCGAGACGGAGCUCGAGCAAUCGGGGGAUUGCGAGGAAGAAGAGGAGGAUUGAGAGUAGCCUUGAGCCCGAGGAGGAAACUAAGGAGGACGAGGAGCUCGAGAAGGAGCUGCUCGGUGACGGAGAUGCGGAUGCGGAUGAGGCGAUGGAGGUGGACGGCCCCGAGGGUGAGAAGGAGGAGGACGGGAAGAAGGCUGACGAAGGCGCCGAUGAAGAUGCAGACGCCGACGCUGACGCUGAUGCCGAUGCCGACGGCGAAGCAGAUGCGGACGGAGAAGCUGAUGCGGAAGGCGAGACGGAUGAUGCGCGCCCGCCUGAGAACGGCCGGCAUAGCGCUCCGAGCGAUGAUACGGUCUUUGUCGCCGAGAGCGCCGCGGGAAUGGGCAAGCCUUCGCCUGUGGCUUUCACGCCCGAGGCUUCCCGCGCUUCUCCGCCUCCUGCGCCGGAGCCUACGGUCACGCCCGAGGUCACACGCGUAUCGACACCCCUGGAGCUUGCACCCAGCUCUCGUCCUGUCUCCAGGCCUUUGGAUGAUCAGGACCUCUCAGACGCUGACGCGGAAGGCUCGACGGAUGACGAGUUUGGGCAGUAG
This is a messenger RNA of Peniophora sp. CBMAI 1063, 2754 nucleotides long. Lineage: Eukaryota; Fungi; Basidiomycota; Agaricomycetes; Russulales; Peniophoraceae. The record is from the annotation of a GenBank genome assembly.